Molecule: messenger RNA, 2589 nt
Organism: Vombatus ursinus (common wombat)
Lineage: Eukaryota; Metazoa; Chordata; Mammalia; Diprotodontia; Vombatidae
Gene: PRMT9
Product: protein arginine methyltransferase 9
Exons: 12
Coding region: 243-2441 (732 amino acids)
Biological process (GO): peptidyl-arginine methylation
Molecular function (GO): protein-arginine omega-N monomethyltransferase activity
Source: RefSeq, a predicted model, not a curated record
AGCACUGCGUGGCCGGCCGGGACUUCGGCACGGCCUACGCGCACUACCUGCUGGUGCUCAGCCUGGCGCCCGAGCUGCGGGACGACGUCAAGGAAACCUUUCAGUAUACCCUCCUCAAGUGGGCAGAAGAACUGGAUUCUCUGAAUCGAGUACAAGACUUAUUUGGUUGCUAUGAGCAGGCCUUGGAACUUUUUCCUGAUGAUGAAGUGAUUUGUAACAGUAUAGGGGAACAUUUGUUCAGAAUGGGCUUUAGAGAUGAAGCAGCUGGCUAUUUCCACAAAGCGGUAAAGCUAAAUCCUGACUACAGUGAUGCAAAGGAAAAUUUUUAUCGUGUUGCAAACUGGCUGGUGGAACGCUGGCACUUUAUCAUGCUUAAUGACAUCAAGAGGAAUAUGACUUACCAUUCAGCAAUCCAGAAGGUUGUUCGCUUGGGAUGCAAAACUGUUCUGGAUAUUGGAGCAGGAACUGGAAUACUAAGCAUGUUUGCUAAAAAUGCUGGUGCACACCGGGUCUAUGCCUGUGAACUCUCUAAGACCAUGUAUGAGAUCUCUCGUGACAUAGUGGCAGCAAACAAGAUGGAAACAGGGAUCAAACUAUUACAUAUGAAGUCUCUGGAUAUAGAAGUUCCUAAGCACAUUCCUGAAAGAGUUUCCCUAGUUGUAACAGAAACUGUCGAUGCAGGUUUGUUUGGAGAAGGAAUUGUGGAGAGCUUGAUUCAUGCGUGGGAACAUUUACUUUUGCAACCAAAGCCUAAAGGUAAAGAUGGUAAUUGUGAAGAAUAUGGACAAGUCAUACCUGCAGGUGCAAUUGUAUUUGGGAUGGCAGUACAGUGUACAGAGAUACGAAGACAUCACAGGCUGGGUGUUCAGGAUGUUGCUGGUGUUCAUUUACCAGCAUCUGUGAAAUUUCAGAGUCUCGCAUAUUCUUCUGUAGAUUCUGAAGAAACAGCUGAACCUUAUACAACUGAAAAAAUAAGUCGAGUUCCUGGGGGCUAUUUACCUCUUACAGAGUCCUUUGAAACUAUGAGAGUAGAUUUCAAUAAUCUUCAGGAACUAAAAAGCCUUGCAACCAAAAAGCCUCAUCAGAUAAGUGUUCCUGUCAUACAGGAAGGAGUGCUAGAUGCCAUCAUAGUUUGGUUUGUGCUUCAGCUUGAUGAUGAACACAGUUUAUCAACAAGUCCUCAUGAAGAGACAUGUUGGGAACAAGCUGUCUACCCUGUGCAGAACCUCCCAGAUUAUUUUGUGAAGCCUGGAGACCAUGUGAUGAUGGAAGUUUCCUGCCAGGACUGUUACCUAAGAAUCCAGAAUAUUCAUAUUUUAAAUGCUGAUCAUGGAACGGAUGUUGAGAGAGGUUCCAACAAAAAUGAGGAAGAGUCUCUUGUUUUACGCAGUGAGGCCGAACUCUGUAGUGCCCUGGCUAGCCUUCAAACCAGUAAACCAGAUGAAAUCAGGCAGAUAUGCACAUUGGAAUCCACAGAAAUAGCUUUGCUUAACAAUGUUCCCUAUCAUGAAGGAUUUAAAGCUGCCAUGAGCAAAGUGCUGACAGCAUUGACCCCAAAUAAACAGAUGGAUGUUGAAGGUAUUGGUGGUGAAAUGAACUCUGGAAAUUCGCAAGAUAGAAAUUCCCUACAUAUCGCCCCUGACCCUUUCUAUGUGUUAGAUGUGUCUGAGGGCUUUUCCAUUCUGCCCAUAAUUGCUGGGACACUGGGGCCAGUAAAGCCAUACAGUUCUGUGGAAAAAGAACAGCACCGUCUCACUCUUGAUCUCAUUUCUGAAGCCAACCACUUUCCUAGAGACACACUCGAAUUUUGGUUGAGAUGUGUGGAAGAUGACUGUGCAGUUCUGCAGAGACCAAAAUCAGACAAACUCUGGAGUAUUAUCAUCUUGGAUGUCAUUGAGACGUCUGGCCUUAUUCAACAAGAGAUGAUGGAAAAGGCAGCAAUAUCCAGAUGUUUAUUACAAUCUGGAGGCAAAAUUUUUCCUCAGUAUGUACUAAUGUUGGGGAUGCUUGUGGAAUCACAGACACUGGUUGAAGAGAAUGCUGUUCAAGGGACUGAGCCAACUCUUGGAUUGAAUAUAGCACCUUUCAUUAACCAGUUCCAGGUUCCUGUACGAGUAUUUUUGGACCUUUCCACUUUGCCCUGUAUUCCUUUAAGCAAGCCAGCUGAACUGCUAAGAUUAGAUUUGAUGAAUCCAUAUUUGAACAAUUCUAACAGAGAAGUGAAGGUGCAGAUUUGUAAAUCUGGACAAGUGACUGCCAUUCCAUUCUGGUAUCAUGUGUAUCUUGAUGAAGAGAUUAGUCUGGAUACAUCAAGUGAAACCUCACACUGGAAACAAGCUGCAGUUGUAUUAGAUAAUCCCAUCCCAGUUGAAAUUGGACAAGAGGUUGUCCUCAACAUUCAGCACCACAAAAGCAACAUUAGCAUCACAGUGAAACAGUAAAAGGCCUGCAGUCAGGCAAUUAGAUUGUUAUAGCUUUAAUCAAUAGUGGGUUUGUAUUUCAUAAAACUGAUUUAAAAAAUCAUUCAUUGUAAUGGCCCAUCUAAUAUGUUUUUAGAAAAUACACAGAAAUAAAACUUUUUAUGUAAAA